Messenger RNA from Mercurialis annua (annual mercury), 1233 nucleotides. Its product is annotated as CRAL-TRIO domain-containing protein C365.01. The record is from RefSeq and is a predicted model, not a curated record. Bases 152 to 934 code for a protein of 260 amino acids. NCBI's taxonomy places the organism in Eukaryota, Viridiplantae, Streptophyta, Magnoliopsida, Malpighiales, Euphorbiaceae. The transcript has 6 exons.
ACUGCUCUCUACCCACCGUUAAAACUGUUUUCUCUUGCCGUACAUUUUCCCGGGAAACAAACAGUUGGCCGUGAACACUACCUUCUCCCAUUCUCCACUUCAAAUUCAAAAAAAGAAAAAAAAGAGAGAAACUCGAGGACUCAUUGAGCAAAUGGCGUUACGCUCUUGCCACAGUCUAGGCCGUCCAUUAAUUACCCCAAUCAGCGGGGCAAAAUCUCCAUCGCGAAACUGCAAAUUCUCAAUUCACAACUAUAGUUUAGACUCUAAUCAUUCUCAAAAGUUAGUGCUAGAAGUGAAGGAUAAGCUUGAAAAAGAGCACUACAGUCUUCCAGUAGGCAAAAAUGGAAGAGAUGAUGAAGAAAUGAUUCUUUGGUUUUUAAAGGACAGGAAGUUUUCUGUUGAAGAAGCUUCUGCAAAAUUGGCUAAAGCCAUUAAAUGGCGUCGUGAAUUUAGAGUGUCGGAAUUGACUGAAGAGUUGGUGAAAAGUGUAGCAGAUACGGGAAAAUCUUUUGUGCAUGAAUCUCUUGAUGUUCGUGGAAGGCCUGUUCUUGUUGUGGUGGCAUCCAAGCAUGUUCCUGAUAUGCAUGAUCGUGUUGAGAACGAGCGGCUUUGUGUCUUUCUAGUAGAGAAGGCAUUGGCAAAGCUCCCAGCUGGACAAACAGAAAUACUUGGAGUAUUUGAUCUCAGGGGUUUUGGUACUGAAAAUGCUGAUCUCAACUUCUUGACCUUUGUGUUUGAUGUAUUUUAUUACUACUAUCCGAAGCGGCUGGGCGAAGUCCUCUUUGUGGAUGCUCCCUUCAUAUUUAAGCCAAUUUGGCAGUUAGCCAAGCCGUUGUUAAAAUCAUAUGCAUCUAUGGUGAGAUUUUGCUCCGCGGAUGCUGUCAGGAAGGAAUAUUUUACGGAAGAGACUGUACCGCCAAUCUUUAGAGAAUAAGAGCGCGCUGAUCUUUAGUUAAAUCAUCGAUGUGACUUGCAUAAUAGUGUUAUAAAAUAGUGUCACGGUUCUCAUUAUAUGGUAAAUACAGCAAAUGUAACUAAAAAAUCAAGUGCAGCUUUGAGCAGUAGCUGCUCAACAUUUUUCUUUUGGCAGAACACUUAUCUAUUCUGGAGUAGGCAUUGGAGUAAAAAUAGUUCCACACUGUCUAGCUUCUAGCAGAAGUGUGAAAUUGUAUGAUAUUACUACGUACUUGUAGAAACAAUAUAUAUUACUCAAAAUGGAAAACUUUAAAGAAA